Molecule: messenger RNA, 1352 nt
Organism: Prunus mume (Japanese apricot)
Lineage: Eukaryota; Viridiplantae; Streptophyta; Magnoliopsida; Rosales; Rosaceae
Product: Alcohol dehydrogenase transcription factor Myb/SANT-like family protein
Source: RefSeq, a predicted model, not a curated record
CCGCCGCCUCCCUCCCCCUUGCUGGUCCCACGAAGAGACCAUCGCCCUCAUCGACUCCUAUCGUGACAAGUGGUACUCUCUCCGCCGCGGCAACCUCAAGGCCACCCACUGGCAAGAGGUCGCCGACGCCGUCGCUCACCGCUGCCCCGCCGCUUCUCCUCCCAAGACCGCCGUCCAGUGCCGCCAUAAGAUGGAGAAGCUCCGAAAACGGUACCGGACGGAGAUCUCGAGGGCCAAGUCCAUGCCUUUGUCCAGAUUCACCUCUUCCUGGGUCCAUUUCAAGCGGAUGGACGCUAUGGAGAAGGGUCCCGCGGCUGCGAAGAGGGAGAACUCGGAGAGUCCCGGGGAGGAGGACGAGAAUGAUGAGAAUGAGGAAGAGGACGAUCAGGAUCAGGAGCUGUAUGAGGAGCUGAGAUAUGGGUCGAAUAUGAAGAGCAUGAGCAAGUUGUAUAGAAAUGGAGUUGGGGUUGGAGGCAGUGGUGGAAGUAGUGGAGGUGGGUUUAGGAUUCGGAUCCCAACUGGGGUUAGUAUAGCUCAGCCCGGGACCAAGGUUUAUCCGAAAAUGGAUCCGAAAUUCGGGUUGAAUUCGAAUUCGGGAUCGGGUUCAGGGCCGGGGUAUGGGAGUGCUAAGGUGAUGAGGGAGUGUGGGAAUUCGGUGAGGCCUGGAUUGGGGAAGAGGGAGAGGGAGGGGAGAGAGAGGGAGAGAGACCCCGUGGCGGAGAUGGUUUCGGCGAUCAAGGUUUUGGGAGAUGGGUUUGUGAGGAUGGAGCAGAUGAAGAUGGAGAUGGCGAGGGAGAUCGAGACGAUGCGGAUGGAGAUGGAGAUGAAGAGGACCGAGAUGAUUUUGGACUCGCAGCAGAGGAUUGUUGAGGCUUUUGCCAAGGCAGUUUCAGAGAAGAAGAAGAAGGCCAAGCGAAUGCCCUCCCCGGAGGCAUAGCUGGGCUUGCAGUGGUUGAGUUUCCGGAAAUUCUAAAGGAAGAAUGAGCUUCCUGUUCAUAGCAGCCAAAUGCCUUUGCAUCUUAGGGACUAAGAUUGUGAGUUUAUUAGUUGUAAGUUCUGUGUUUAACUUUCGCUUUCGAGCCACUUUUUACCAUUAUUUUCCUUUUAAGUCAUGAGGAGAAUGUGAAACUUGAUCACUUUAGCUUGGUUCUGGUCCUUUGUAGCGAUUGUAGCUUAAUCUUUGUAGUUUGUAGUUCGUGUAGUGGAGGAAAACUAUGUAGAAUAGUUGUUGUCUCUCUGUUUAUCUCUUGGUUUAAUGCAUAGAAGCUCUAGCUGUUAAAAUCUUACUCUUUUCUUUUGAUCCGAUAGUAAGAAUGCUUGCUUUAUAAUAAUGGGAAGAGGAUUCUUUUGUU